UCAGGGGGCGGGCCUCGCCUAUAAAGGUCCCAGCGGUGCAGGAUGGCACUACUUCUGUUCCCUGCAGACCAGUGCCCACCGACACCGGGGAGGACAUGAGCGAGUCCUUGAUGCCCAACAAGGAAAAGGACAUGAGCGAGUCCGUGAUGGCCACAGACAAGGGAAAGGACGCGAGUGAGUCAGCACCGUGUGGCCGCAAGCUGUGGCUGGGGCUCCCGCUGCUCCUGGUGGCGGCGGGGCUGCUUGCGCCCCUGAUCUACUUCGCUGUCAGGGCCAACAGCGAGGCCUGCCUGGAUGGCCUCCGAGCACAGACGGAGUGUCAGGGGCUCAACCAACACCUGCAGCGCCAGCUACACCAGGCCCAGGAAGUCUUACACCAGAAGGAAGCCGAAGCUGCCACCUGCAACCAGACUGUGGUGACCCUGAGGGACUCUCUGAAGAAGGAGCAGGCACGAGUGGAGGAGCUUCAGGGAGAGUUGGCGACUUUGAACCAACAGCUGCAGGACGCCUGGGAGAGACUAAGAAGACAGAGUGAGACCUCCAGAAACAACGCGUCCAGCUGCUCGAGCUUCCUAUUCGUUGUGAUCGCGGUCUUGGUCGUCAGCGCUCUGCUAACAUGAGAUCCCAGAAAGCCGGCCGGCCACAAGCAGGACUGGGCCGACUCCAGCUCGGAUUCCCUGAUUGAGGCUUCCGGACCUGGCCAGUCCUGACACGACCACAUGGCAACAGAUUGUAAGGACAAUGAGGUAGCCUAAGGGGCCCAAGCCAGGGCAGUCCUGAAAGGAUGCAUUGAGUGGGAAAGUAACAGAGCUGGCCCAAGGCCGCCCACAGCUAGGGAUGGCACGCGAGUCAGGUUGCAGCACCUCCAUCUUGCUGACAACCUCUCUUAGAAAGUCACUUUCCUCUUGGGUCUUUGGACUCGAAAUGUAAACCUCUCUUUAGGGGGGAAAACUGGACUCUCAAGUGUUGCAACAUUACUGUGUGACCUCCCAAAGCAUCUGAGGCCUGCCCUGCAGACAAAGGUAGACAUCUAUUGACAUUCACAGCCAGCCUUUCCUGCUCUAGAAUGUUCCUCAAGAUCUCUGGGGUUCCAGCAGGCACCACCCACUGCAUCCCCAGCCCUCUUCUCUGCAGACAGCAUCUUAAGGACCCUCGUCAGUGCUCCCUACCUGCAGUUUUCUUCCCUCAUCUCCUGGCUUCUCUCAUCUCAUUCCCGUUUCAUCUUCUGAUGACAGUGGUUCCACGAGGAAACCGAGGCUGUGACAAGGGCCACUUGGUCCUGGCUCCCAACCCCUCCGGCAGGAAGGGCAGGGCUGGGACUCAAACGUGGGUGUGCAGACUCGGGACAGAUCUGUGUCUCCUUGUCCUGCCACCUCCGUCCCCCAAGCUCCUAUUCAUCCAGCAGUACCCAGCUCUGGGAGCCCCUCGCCCAAGGGUUUCUCUGCUUCUCAAAAUGAAGUCCUCCAGGAGUUCUCAGAUGACUUAGUGGUUCGGAUUCCAGGCUCCCGUGGCCUGGGUUCAAUCCCUGGUCUAGGAACUGGUAUCCCAUAAGCUGGGGGACAUGACCAAUAAAAAGGAAAGAAAGCUCUCCCUGAGUGUACCCCCUGCUCCUAAAAUAGUGGAUGAUGGUGGCCUUCGUUAACAGAGCCCCUUAUAAGCAUAUGUUCUCUACUUGACUGCAGAGAAUGUUCCAGAAUGCUUUAGUGGAAAGAAGCUUGUCAAAAAUGACAAAAAGCCAAAGUUGGAACAGUUUGAGUGACAAAAUUAAUAUCAUCACAUGUAAAAUAAAUAUCCAUGAGUUCACAGGAAUAUAAAUACAUGACUGGUUAAAGCAAUAAAUGAAAGAGAGGACAAAAAUCUCCCAGGCGGAGGAAUAUUAAAUAACAUACACAAAUAUCUCGCCCUCAAGAAGAUGACAUGUGGCUUCCCAUGGCAUUGGUGGGCUAUAAAUUGUCACCUCUUUGCAGAAGGCACAGGUGGAAGGGAGGAAGGAGGUCGCUUUAUGGUGGAGACACCCAACGGACACCACCUCAGCCAGGGGGCCAUGAUCAACAUCACAGGCUAAGGCCGGGGAUAGUACGUGCCAUGGACACAUGUGUGUGAUGAGAAAGGCAAUUUCCCUCUCCGGUCCUUCUCACCAAAGCCCAGUCCAACCAUGAGAAAAACACCAGACAAAUCCAAACCGAGGACCACCCUACAGAACACCUGACUCUAAACUCUCAAGGUCGUCAAGACCAAGGAACCCCGAGAAUCUGCCUGACCAAAGGGAGCCUAAAGAGGCAUCAGGACUAAGGGUCCCGUGAGGAUCCGGGGGCAGAGAGGGGACAUUAGGGGAAAACUGAGGAGAUCGGAAUAAUGCAUGGACUUCAGUUAAUACUGUUAUCAAUCAGUAUUGGUUCAUACAUUGCAACACAGGUACCUUAGAGAUGAAUGACCAAAGUAGGAGAAAUGGGGUGUGGGGUUGAUGGAAAGUUUCUGGACUAUUUUUGCUGAAUUGGUGCAAACCAAAUAAAAUGAGUCUUUAAAAAAUAACAAA
Dama dama (fallow deer) is the source of this 2536-nucleotide messenger RNA. RefSeq names its product bone marrow stromal antigen 2-like. Gene Ontology annotation, biological process: defense response to virus; innate immune response. Gene Ontology annotation, molecular function: metalloendopeptidase inhibitor activity. Gene Ontology annotation, cellular component: Golgi apparatus; cell surface. Bases 96 to 620 code for a protein of 174 amino acids. The transcript is spliced from 5 exons. The record is from RefSeq and is a predicted model, not a curated record. NCBI's taxonomy places the organism in Eukaryota, Metazoa, Chordata, Mammalia, Artiodactyla, Cervidae.